Messenger RNA from Cottoperca gobio, 5353 nucleotides. It is a transcript of the gene abcb10, whose product is annotated as ATP-binding cassette, sub-family B (MDR/TAP), member 10. Gene Ontology annotation, molecular function: ATP hydrolysis activity; ABC-type oligopeptide transporter activity; ATP binding. The record is from RefSeq and is a predicted model, not a curated record. Gene Ontology annotation, biological process: oligopeptide export from mitochondrion. The coding region runs from base 502 to 2685 and encodes 727 amino acids. The transcript has 14 exons. Gene Ontology annotation, cellular component: mitochondrial inner membrane. NCBI's taxonomy places the organism in Eukaryota, Metazoa, Chordata, Actinopteri, Perciformes, Bovichtidae.
UUCAACCGUCAGUCGAGGAAGAGGAAUUGUGUGAACAUGAGAAGCAAACCAGGGUCACCUUUCUUGUUUUUUACCCUUUUAGACUUUUUCUAGGGAAAUAAGCUUCAAUUGUCAGAGUGGAUGUGGUUUUAGACAGUCUUCGGCAGCCUGUGUUUCCACUUCACACGCCUGCCAACUAAAAUAUCAGCGACAGAUGACAGUGACAGGCAGGGUGUUGUUAGCUGUUCAGUGAUAAUAAGAGAUAAACGGCUGUCACGCGCAGAUAAAACGGACAAUAACGGUCUAAACUCGACAAUGUAGCGGCAACAAGCUACAACUGCUCGGCUAUGGACACGGUGCGAUGACCUAUCGACUGGGGGACUAAAAAUGUUUCUCCGAGUGGACUUACUCAACAAGAAGCACCUCGAAACCUUUAAUCACUGAUUUGACUGACCACUCAGGGAAAUACUUUAAUUUAUUUGACCUUUUUGUUGAGCUAGUAUCAACAAUUAAACUCUGACGAUGCGGCUUUUAUUCCGCAUGUCAAGGUGCUCUCAUGGAGUGUCCAAGCUAACACAGCCGAGGAUGUUAUGGCUGGAGCACCGCAUGACUCUCUCAGCUGGCCCCCGGAGGAAGAGACAGUCGACUGGGGUCAAGUCUUCAGCCCACCUGACACCUGCCUUCCCUCUCUGCUCACCCGGGCCCUUCAUGUUUGUCCUGCCCUCCUACAGCCCCCUCAGAGGUCUCUCCAUACUCUGCCCACACACACCUGCAGGCCGAGCACGGACAGUCUUACACACACCUGUUGCCUUUGCCAGCUCCUCGGCCGACUCUACACCUACACCAGCCGGACGGGUGAAGACCCAGACGGACACGGAGAGCGACCAAACCACGGUCCCUCUGGAGGACGUUAACAGGAUUUUGAAACUUGCUCACCCGGAGAGAUGGAAACUGGGAGCUGCUUUCGGCUUCCUGACUGUCUCCAGUGCAGUAACCAUGUCAGCUCCAUUCCUACUGGGUAAAGUGAUUGACACCAUUUACACUGCUGGAGCAGACACCGAGACAAUGACAGCCUCCCUGACAUCAUUAUGUAUCAUGCUGACGGGAGUGUUCCUGUGUGGCGGGGCUGCCAAUGCUGCCAGAGUCUACCUCAUGCAAACCUCAGGCCAACAGAUUGUUCGUAAUCUCCGUGCCUCCGUAUUCUCCUCCAUUCUCAGACAGGAAGUGGCAUUUUUUGAUAGAAAUAGGACCGGAGAGCUUAUCAACCGCCUCUCUGCUGACACGGCCGUGGUGGGCCGCUCGAUCACUGACAACCUGUCAGACGGGCUGAGAGCCGUCGCCCAGGCAGCUGCUGGUGUCAGUAUGAUGUUCUAUGUCUCCCCCAGUCUUGCGAGCUUUGUGUUGCUGAUCGUUCCUCCUUUGGCCGGUCUUGCUGUAGUGUAUGGCAGAUAUCUUCGUUCCAUCUCCAAAUGCACACAGGACGCACUCGCACAAGCCACACAGUUGGCUGAGGAGCGUAUCAGCAACAUGCGGACGGUCAGGGCUUUUGGGAAAGAGCUGUCAGAGGUUAACGCAUACGCUCAGAAGACAGACGAGGUCCUCAGCCUGGCCAGGAAGGAGGCCGUACUACGAGCUGGCUUCUUUGGAGUGACUGGUCUCAGUGGUAACAUCAUGAUCCUGUCAGUGCUGUACAAAGGAGGCCUUCUGAUGGCCAACCAGCACAUGACCGUGGGAGAGCUGUCAGCGUUCCUCAUGUACACCUUCUGGGUGGGGAUCAGUAUUGCAGGUCUGAGUUCAUUCUACUCUGAGCUGAUGAAAGGUUUUGGAGCAGGAUCCAGACUGUGGGAGCUGCUGGACAGAAAGCCUGAGUUUCCUCUUAAUGAGGGCCUCAUGCUUCCUGAGGACCAGCUGAAGGGUCGGUUGGAGUUCUCUGAUGUCUCCUUUUCCUAUCCGACCCGUAACGACGCUCCUAUUUUCCAGAACCUCAGUCUGCUGGUCCCAGCUGGUACCGUCAUGGCUGUGGUGGGACCCAGUGGGUCUGGAAAAUCAACCCUGGUCUCCCUGCUGCUCAGGCUGUACGACACCGACGCUGGUGUCAUCACUAUAGAUGGUCAUGACAUCAGAGAUCUGAAUCCCUAUUGGCUCAGGAGUCACAUUGGGAACUUGAAGACUGUAUUCCCAUUUGUCUUCCAGGAGCCUGUGCUGUUUUCUUGCUCUAUAAGAGAUAAUAUAGCGUACGGUGCAGUGGACCCAGACGCCGUGACCACAGAGGAGAUCUACAGGGCAGCCAGAGCGGCCAACGCCUUUAAUUUCGUGAAGGCUUUUCCCAAUGGCUUUAACACUUUAGUGGGGGAGAAAGGAGUUCUGCUGUCAGGUGGUCAGAAGCAGAGGAUCGCUAUUGCCAGAGCUCUGCUCAAGAAUCCUAAGAUCCUACUGUUAGAUGAGGCUACCAGUGCACUGGAUGCUGAGAAUGAGUUCCUGGUGCAGGAGGCCUUGGAGCGUCUGAUGGAAGGGAGGACGGUCGUGAUCAUCGCUCACCGUCUGUCCACCAUCCAGAAUGCGAACGCCGUUGCUGUUCUGGACCAGCGACGUAUAGCCGAGUGUGGCCAGCACACAGAGCUGCUAGGCAACAGGCAAGGACUGUUCAGAAAACUGAUGGAGAAACAGGCGUUUCUACAAGAUGAACAGAAACUAGCACUGCGCUGAGAGGACAGUGAGUACCGACGAGUGGAUGAGGAAGAGGGAGAAUUGAGGAGGGUGUGUUCAAUGCCUGGGAAAUAAGAGGCUUUGCUCCAGAAGGGACGGGGGCAGAGAGAUGGAUAAAAUAUUAAGGAAAGCAGAACUUUCCACAGGACUACAGAUGAACACUAGAGAGAGGGGAGAAUGGAAAACCACUAAGAAACAUUAAAUGUGUCUUUUCACUGCUGAAAUUAAUAUUUAGCACCACAGGAGCCGUUGGGAAGGAAACAGACAGGGUAACCCACAGCCAAGACCUAAGAACUGAAACAUGGAUCAGCGAGCUCCUACAGAUGCUUUAUUUUGAAAAUAUCUUAUUCUACACUGAAAGACGAGGUCUAAAUGAGCGUGAAAGGGAGACAUGAUGAAGUCAGACACUCCUCACACAGAAAGCUCAUAGCCAACAUGUUGUUUUUUUAAUGACUGCCACCGUAGUUUUUGGGGAAAUCCUGUUUUUAAAUAUGAAUCUGGUGUAAAUGACACUAAUUCUCUGCUAUGGGACACUGUAGUCUGUUCAUGAUCAUUAAACCAAAAACAGUCCAGUAUCAUGUAUACAGAACUGCUAAAUGUAUAUAUGUGUCUAUGUAUUGUUGAUGUUUAAAACUUGAAACUUACAUGAACAGCCUUUUGCAGUCAUUUCUGAGUUUAUUCUAGCCAAAUGAAGCUAUAAACUAUUGUGUUGUAAAACUGGACUGAACACUAUAAGACAUGUCCCAGGUGAGGUGCCACAUUUGGUCUCAGUUUAUCACAUUUACAUUGGAAUGGGUUUGCCAAUAUUUCUAGAGUCAGUUAGUUUUCUUGCUCUGUAUUUAAAGGGAUAGUUUGGAUUGUUUUGAAGUGGGGGUUAUUUUUGGUAUUUAUCCACAGUCAGUGUAUUACCCACACGCCCCCAGUUUGGAGAAGCAGACACGGUGCAUGGAAGCAAAGUACUUCUGUCACACAAUAACACAAACAAACGAUGGAGCUCUGGUAGACGAGCAUCUCCCAUCUCCUGUAGGUAAUACACUGACCCCCCCCCCCCCCCCCACCCACACUUAAAAAAGCCUACCUAUGCCUUUAAGUGACAGCCCUGCUAAACUUUACUGUCUUGGGAAAUUUGAUUGCGAUAAACGGCCUAUUUUCUGGUAGAUGUUCUGCUGCUCUCGGGGAGCGGGGGUACAGGACUCAUGUGAUUUAAAGUCAGAGGUGGCCUGUGUGUCAGGAUCACCCCUCCCUUUAGAAUGGUCUUCAUCUGCCUUCAUCUAAUUUAAACAUUUCUGGCUGCCACCUGUUGACCACCGUGUCCGUCACACAGCUUUUUAAAGCGACUGUAGAUUGUUCUACUCGUGAGCAACAACUCGAUGUCUGAUGAGAAGCUCUAAGACACUGAAGAUGAAGAACAUAAAUUGCUAUAUUCCACAGAGUCUUCUCUCUCGCCUUGUCAUGCAAGUGUCAGGGAGACAAACCUAUUAAGUAUGUCUGAUUGUUAAAAACAGACGGAGAAUUGUAUUUAAAGGAACUAAAACAAGAGGAAAACUGAUCUCUGAUGCAAUAUUCAGAGGAAAUAAUCUGAUCAAUUCACUCGUUUUACACAAACGUCCUGCGGUGUUGUUCAACCUCGAGUAUUAAACGAGAUUGUCUGCUCUAAUGCCGUAACUGCAGGAAACCAAAUUACACAUUUAUGCCUUGAUUUACUUUCAGCACAGAAUCCCUGAAACAGCCGACGGGCUCAAACAUUUUAAGUCCUCCGUUUUCCCGUGAUAACAUUUAAUUUGUUUUCUCGAGAUCAUAAGUUAUUUAUGUCAUCUCGAAAUAAGAAAUGUUGUUUUCCAGAGAUAACGGGAUUCUCUUCUCUAGUUACGUAAUUAAUUUGAGAUCACGAGAAAACGAUGUUUCAUAAAUUAGAUAAUAAAUAUGGUAAUUUCAUCUAAUAAUUGCAAAAAUUAUAUAUCAAUUAGAUAUUAAUACAAGAGUUUCUCUGACAGUUUGUGUGAAUUGCUCUGAAGUUUUACAAUAAAUGUGAAUGUCUUGAUAAUAUUUAAAAAAGGGAUAAAUUAAUACAACAUUAAUAAAUGGUAGUUAGUCAUAUGAAAGCCUUCUAAUGUUGUCCGUGUACGAUGGUAAUCAUUUUCUGGUUGUAUAAAUUUAGAGGUUUUAUAUAUUUAUUACAGUGUAUGGCUGCAACAUGUGCGCUCUGUUAAUCACACGCCGUUUUUAUCCUCGUUGUUUUCUUCUUGUUGUUUUGCCUAAAAGGAAAAUGGUUCUUACUUACUUGACUAACAUGAACAUUUAUUGUUCUUUUCAAAGUUAAAUUAUAUUUUGAUAUGAUGCAUUGAACAUUGUCUCUGUACAUCACAUGUCCAGACUUGUGAAAGUAUGUGUGUAAUAUUAACAAACCCUGCUGUGUUAAAAAUCACCUCAUCACCUCAUCACUCACUCCGUAAAGUAAACACCGAGGACGCUCUGAGAGUUUGCUGAUGGAUCCUCGUCCUAAAGCAAAUAACAAGACUGCAGAAUACUUCUUUUUAUUUUUUAUUACUUGUAUAAGUUAUAAAUAAUGUGACAUAAAUGAUGUAUGAAAGAUUUGAAUUAUUUUUGUGUUUUGUAAAAUAUUAUACUUCUAUGUAAAGGUAAAUAAAGUGAGAUAUUAAUAGUUUUA